Messenger RNA from Anneissia japonica, 2165 nucleotides. RefSeq lists its product as uncharacterized. Gene Ontology annotation, cellular component: extracellular region. The record is from RefSeq and is a predicted model, not a curated record. NCBI's taxonomy places the organism in Eukaryota, Metazoa, Echinodermata, Crinoidea, Comatulida, Comatulidae. Gene Ontology annotation, molecular function: cytokine activity. The transcript has 3 exons. Bases 220 to 690 code for a protein of 156 amino acids.
UGGAUAUUGGCGUAGACCACAAAACUAUAGGCCUACGUAAUUUUCAUUAUAAUAAGAUCAACAUCUUCAAAACACAUCCGAAUGUUAUAAAAGUUAUGAAACCUAGCGAAUGUCUUCAGAAUCAUUUUUGGAGCUCAACGAUUUGUUGCAGUCAAAUCUGUGCACAUUCGGAAAUUUUUUAUUUUUUAGCUUACACUCGAACGACUGUGAAAGUAGACAAUGCAUAUAAAGACGUGUAUACUACUCCUAGCUUACGUUGUGGUUUCUAAAACAUCAUUCCUGUCGACAACACAAUGUCAGAAUGGGAUCUCAAGUAACGGCACAUUGAUACCUCGAAUAACAUUCCCAAGUAAUGGAGCAGUAGAUGAACUCGUUGCAGAUGAUCAAUUGUUUGAUAUUGAUAAUGUUAGUCAUUGCCCCGUUCCUUUACGAACUGACUACUCCGUGGAGCGUACCUCUCCGUGUGUCUGGAGAACUUUGAUCGACAACGACACAAACAGAAUCCCGGUAAGCAUUCCGUACGCCAAAUGCCAUUGUAGAACAUGUCGUACUUAUGGAUCAGACUUCACCUGUCGUCCAGUAAAACGAACUAUGAUGGUGGUAAAAAAUAUUUCUACGGAUCAGUUUGAAACACAGUACAUCGACGUUCCUAUUGCAUGUACCUGUGUUAAAAAUCUUAUGUUAUCAUAACUCGGAUAAUGCUGUUAUAUUUAAAUUUCAUAAGAAGCCUAAAUCAGAUAAUGUUGAAUAAAUAAACUUAGUAAGUUAUAUAAUUAAAUUAUAAUUUUAAUUAGGCAAUAUACUUAUUUAUUAACUGUAUUUAUAUUUAAAUGUUUGAUAUUAACCCAUUUGACGUUUUUUUUUUACUUUUGAUCCAUUGUCUGUAGUUUAAGCAUGCGGACUUUCCGUUUUAGGAAAUUUCCGAUUUACAUAUUUAUAUGUUAUGAUAUGUUACGACAUAAUGUGUGUGUGCGCGUGUUUAAACCUCGCAAAACAAAUGUCAUUUACUUUGUACAGAGAUUAGAAUUGCAAUUUCAAAAAAAAGUACUACCACAAGGUAGGGGCGCCCUGUUAGACUUUGGAAGGACGCCCUCUAGUUCAUGAUAGUACUUUUUGUACCUGUUUACUGCUCGUGGGUUGGGGGUGGGGGUGGGGGGUAGUAGACACAUUGUUGUCAUCUGGCAGUUGAACUUUACGCUUUACCCACAUUGAAGUAAAAAAAUAAUUGUAGGCUAACAGAAUUCAAAAACUUGAUGAAAACAUUUUUUUACGAAAAACCCAUACUGCCACAAUCCGAAGCAAUCAUGAUUACGAAGCGGGUAUCGCGUAGGCUUAACUAUGCUGCCAUUUUGUUUUGUCGAGUAUUUACAAGUUUUCUAUUCGACUGGUCGUUUUCGUUAAGUAGGAUUUUACCACUGCGCAGGUGGGCGUGGUUUAACGAAGAACGACCAGUCGAAUACGGCCAAUGUCAAGCAGUAGACACCUAUUUUCCUUAAUACGAUUACGUUCCAAAGAAACCCUCAGAGUCUGACGUACAAAAAUCUUUAUUUGUCAAAAUCUUGCAGUUUUUUUUUUUGUGGUUUUUUUUGCAGUUCUAUACUCGUCUUUGUAUUUGAAAGUAAAUCGAACUUGAAAUUAACUUUCCAAUUGAAUAAAGACUUGAAAAAAGGAUCAAAUGUUUCUCUCUUUUUUUUCUUCAAUUACAAAUUAUUUGAAAAUGUAAAUUUUUGCUUGACCCAUGUAUGUCUGGGGACGCGCCGCCCACGGCAGCCGCAAUGCAGCGACACAGUACAUGUAACUUAACUGUCAUGUAAGCGUUAUUGAGGAGUAGAGUGAUCAGACAUCAAAACCUGACGCCGGCCGAGUUUGAACCAGUCUCUUCAGUGCAAGAAUAGGGAACAUUACCUCUAAACGCAACAAUGCAACUCAAGUAACAAAUCAGAACUAUUAUUUGUCACUGUCCUCCAAACUCGACUUUUGUAAUGGACAUUCACUAUAGUUAGUGUAGGCUACACAAUCUAAACAUUCUAAACUCAACGUGUCCAAAUACAGCAGCUCGACUUCAACCAGGGCAAAACUCGUGACCAAUAAAAAGCAGGCAAAUACUUAAAAAACAAACAUUACUCUUUGCUUUAAAGCUUUAGACUACAGCAUCCAAACGUGCU